UUCUCUUUCUUUGGGUCAACAAAAGGAUCUGGGAUGAAUGAUGAUUGAAAAAACGACACCGCCUAGGAGGAACAUCACUAUAUUUUAUUGCUUGUGGCAAAUGAACUUUGGGGCCCCGGCGUGCUUCUCUAAGCAAUGAAAUCUUGUUUUUAAGGACCCAAAAUUAUUUUCAUAAAAAAAAAGAGGAGUCGUUUUAAUAUCGUUCAAACAACUGAAUCUCUGGGAACCAUUCAAAAAAUUCGUGGCCAUAAGCGUUGCUCUAUAUCAAAGAUUCUUUUUUUUUUUUUUUUGUCAAAUCUUAUUAUAUCAACCCUUCUCUGCAGGACGACUUCAUCUAAACCCUGUAAGGCUAUAUUAGGAUGGUCCGAUGAUGUUAACAGUAAAUCCUCCGGGACCCAUCAAUAAAAGCCAGACAUUUCCGGGAAAUACUACCUUUCAUGGUAAACUGCCUUGUGCUGCAAUUUACCAUAGCCUACCUGCAGGGGUUAGCUGUAAUAAUGUAGUUCAUAUUCAUAAUUCAUUGCCCUCAUGGAAAGAUUCCAGGAAGCUUACUACCCAACUUGUAUCACAUCGAGUCGCUCCAAAAAGAUGGCUGUGCAAAUCACAUGGUUCUGUUUCAUCCGAUGACGAGUAUCGUUCAUCAAGGAAUAUAGCAAUCAGCCUGUUUAGGCGAUACAGGAAUGUCAUAGACCGUGGAGGAGGUGACAACCUAAAAGAGUUCAUUAGUGCUGGGGUGAAUGCAUAUGCAUUGGGUUGCACGGAUGAAGGAUUACGGAAAGAACUUAUUGCUGUCAAGGAAUCUGGCAUCGAAAUUGAAGCAAUGCAAAGUUAUGGCGGAAGCACCAGCUUGAAAUCCAAGAUUUGUGCAGAGGAGGUUGAUGAGUGUAUUUUAUGGCUGAGCAUUAUAUUCAUCACCAUUUUGUGUACUCCACAGCCAACUAUAGUUAGAUGGUCUUCUACACCUUCAGUGUCAGACGAUGUCCUGCAUCAAUGGAAAGGCUUCUGUGCUCUCAUAGCAAAUGCAUAUUAUAUAAGAGGAAUGGCAUGGUUUGCUAAAUUCUUGUUUUGCCAAAGGCUUCCAGUAAAAACCCUCCAGCUAGAGCAAAUGGCUGUGGUUGGACGUGCUGAGGAACCAUCAGUUGUUGCUAGCCGAAUGCGAUUAGUUUUUAGCACACUUGAGGUGAGUGAAUUGUUAGCCAAGGACUUAAAGCUCCCGAUGGGCUUAAAAAGUUUAGGGUGUGAAUUUAUUGAAUCAAUAUAUGUUGCAGAGUAAGUUUUGUCGAUGAUAAUGGACUCUUAAGUUAACAAAUUGGUUAGAUUGUGAUCCAUUAGUAUAAGAAACAGGUGCAUUAAUAGGAUAAUAAUAUCUUUCUGGUUCAAAAUCAUGGAGGUGUUAUCCUUUUACAUGUAUUGUUGAAUGGUUUCAAUGGCUUGUGCAGGUAGUUAGCCCACAGUGGCCAAGAGUGUAAUAAGUGCUUGAACAUUUACGAGAUCCGAUUUUCGCAGGAUCUUAUGUUGGAGCGUUGGUUCUUUUGUAAAUUAAUGUUGGAAUAUAUACAACAUUCUGUGCAAAAAUUGUCUGUAUAGUCUAGCGUUUGUUAUCUUCUUGUAUAUUCGAACUUGGAAACUUAAUAGUCGUCUACUUCUCAUUCAGAUUGCUGUGACCGACUCUAAUCUCAUUGUUGAUGCUUCCUUCUUUCA
Messenger RNA from Durio zibethinus, 1701 nucleotides. RefSeq lists its product as uncharacterized. Lineage: Eukaryota; Viridiplantae; Streptophyta; Magnoliopsida; Malvales; Malvaceae. The record is from RefSeq and is a predicted model, not a curated record.